Clarias gariepinus (North African catfish) is the source of this 4803-nucleotide messenger RNA. It is a transcript of the gene slc25a37, whose product is annotated as solute carrier family 25 member 37. Gene Ontology annotation, molecular function: ferrous iron transmembrane transporter activity. NCBI's taxonomy places the organism in Eukaryota, Metazoa, Chordata, Actinopteri, Siluriformes, Clariidae. The transcript has 4 exons. The coding region runs from base 80 to 1117 and encodes 345 amino acids. Gene Ontology annotation, cellular component: mitochondrial membrane. Gene Ontology annotation, biological process: iron import into the mitochondrion. The record is from RefSeq and is a predicted model, not a curated record.
CCAGUUAGACCUGAAUGUUUGAGUGAGUGUGUGUGUGUGUCAGUAGGAAAGAAAAUAAUAACAACACAGCGCGGGAGUUAUGUCCGGUGCAGCCGAGGCGGCUCUGUGCGUGGAGCUGCGCGCCGAGCCGGUGGUGGCGGCGGGGUUGGAGAUGUCGGAGCCGCACGGAGGAGCAGACGGGGACGGCGCGUGCAGCGAGGACGACGGUUACGAGAGUCUACCAGUGCACGCGUCCUUCAGCACGCACAUGACUGCCGGUGCGGUGGCCGGAGUGCUCGAGCACACGGUCAUGUACCCGGUGGACUCCGUCAAGACACGUAUGCAGAGUUUACAGCCCGACCCGAAGGCUCAGUACCGUAGCGUGUACGGGGCUCUGAAACAAAUCGUGGCGACCGAGGGCCUCCUGCGGCCCCUCAGAGGGCUCAAUAUUACCGUGUUGGGGGCAGGGCCCGCCCACGCUCUGUACUUCGCGUGCUACGAGCAGAUCAAGUACAGCCUCAGCGACGUUAUUCAGAACGGCGGCAACAGCCACAUCGCCAACGGUGUGGCUGGAAGCGUCGCCACUGUGCUCCAUGAUGCGGUCAUGAACCCUGCAGAAGUGGUGAAGCAGCGCAUGCAGAUGUACAACUCGCCGUACCGGGGCCUGUGGGACUGCGUGGUGACAAUAAGUCGUAACGAGGGCGUGGCCGCCUUCUACCGCAGCUACAGCACGCAGCUCCUCAUGAACAUCCCGUUCCAGGCUCUGCACUUCAUCACGUACGAGCUGAUGCAGGAGCGGCUCAAUCCCCAGCGGCAGUACUGGCCCGGAACCCACAUGGUCUCGGGCGCCGCGGCGGGCGCCGUGUCGGCGGCGCUCACCACUCCGCUCGACGUCUGCAAGACGCUGCUGAACACGCAGGAGGACGUGGCGUUAAAUUCCGCUCGCAUCAGCGGCCACCUUUCCGGGAUGGCCAAUGCCUUCAGGACGGUCUACAGGCUGGGAGGCUUUCCCGCCUUCUUUAAAGGUGUGCAAGCACGCGUCAUUUACCAGAUGCCUUCGACAGCCAUCGCGUGGUCCGUCUACGAGUCCUUCAAGUACUUCCUGACUCGGGACGAGAGCAGCUCGAGACGGACAUGAAGACCUCGGAAGGAACUUCUGCACCAAAUCGUCGUCUUGUUCCACACUUUGAAUUGUGUACAGUUCCAGAAGAGCAAAUCGAUAAAGAGCUUGAAUUCUGUUCAAACUACAUUAUUUAUUGGAAGACGUUUUUUGCUGUUACAAGCAGAAAAAUGUAUGUAGGCAAAUAACUAGCCACCACUAAAGAUGCACUUGAAAGAAGGCGCGAACUUGAAUCUCUUGUCAUUUAAAAACCAGCAUACCGUUAUCUUUAUCAUAAUGAAAUUGUUGUGUUGCGGAAUAACUAAAAGGAUCAUGUUGGUUUCGGGUGGUACUGUAGGUGCCACAGCAGGCCUUUGGACGCAGAACCAGAUUUUCAGACGUGCAUUCCAUAUUACCUCCUGGGUGAGAGGGAGCAGACAAGUUUACCUUUCUCCAUGUGUUUGGAGUUAUGUAGGAAUUAAUAUUUUUUUCCAGCAUCUCUGGAUGUCGUGUAGGUCUUUGUUUUGAGCAGCUAAGUGCUCUCCGUUGGCGAACGUUGCCUUUACUCCAUACGUUUGCUACAACUACAACCGUUUCCAUCAUCAGUGGACUGCAUGUAGUCAUUGACGUGCUGUAGUUAAAGUUUUACGUUUGGACAUGUUGUAGCUUAAACUUUAUGAACUACUGACAGCUGGAGCUUUAAUAUUGCACAUGUCGAUAAUAUUAUAUUUAAUAUUGCACAUGUCGAUUAAAUGUUUUAGUAAAAUGCUUUAGGACUGUCUAAUAUCUAAAUGCGUUGCCACAUAUUUAUUAAUCAAAGCUUCCCGAGCCCUGACUUCUCAGCUUCUCCAUCACUUGCCACAGCCAACUGUAGCUGAGUUUCUAAACUAAAGAAGGAAUACUGGAGACCGUUUGCAAUCCGAGUCCCCAUUCUGACAAGUAUUCAAGUACAACUGGAUUAUUAACAUAAAAACAAACAAGCAACCAGAUUUAAAUCUGAUGGCUCGAACUAACUCGGGAGAAAUGUUCAAUCCACAUGUUUUGAAAGCGUGAAUGUUUUCACGUUUGAAAACUAAAAACUUACCCAACAAUUAUGCAAAGUCAAUAAUAUUUACAAAAUAGUGUUGCAUUUAGCAUAUUAUUUCAUUUUUGAUUUUCUUUAAAAAGAAAAAAAGGAAAUGAAUUAUUUACAAUCAAAUAGUUUUUUUUAAUUGAUGCUACUAGUUACAUAUAAAAUUAUUUAAAAAUGUUUAUAUUACUAAUAUUGCUAUUGUUUUUUUUUUAUAUUAGGUAUAAAAUUACUAAUAAAAUAAAAACCCACAUAUUACUACUAUAUGUAAAACUACUUAUAAAAUUAAUGAAAUCACAAUAAAAUUGUCUCAGGCUUUCAAUUAGUGAUAAGUGUUUAAAGUCACAAAGUUUAUUUUUUUUUGGUCAUGAAAUAAUGCUAAAUUGAACAAAUACACACUACCGUAUGUAUCAGUACGAAGAAAAAUGUCCACCUGGAAAUCUCUGUGUUAUUGAUCUAUAUUAAUAAUACCUUUAACUUCAAGAUCAUUAUUUACCUCUAGCCUCAAAGAUCAAAGUGAAAUGAUGAAAAACAAUUAAAGGACAAAUACUGUUGUUUUUCUUUUUUUGUUUUUGUUUUUAAAUAUUGUUUAGAACAUGCCUCUCAUUUGCUUGUUCUCCCCCCCCCAUUCCAAACGAAAGCAACAUACAGUACACGGACAAGACUCGAACGGAAUGAGCUUACUAAAACACACUAACACACCAAGUCGACCUGGAAUAAAAUGCUCUGUGCUAACAGGGUGGAAGGAAAGGCCUACUCUCUCUCUGACCUGUCAAUCACGGCGCUAUUAGUCGUUUGAUCUCUGAGAUCGUAUAUGUGGAAGAGGGCAGAUAGCACUGUUCUCAGAGUGUGUUACGCUUACUACAUUUUUCUUAUUGGUAAAUAGUUGUUUUCUUUCACCUUAAACAUUCUAGUUAAACCGCGGGUGUAAAGCUACAUAUGAACGAACCGUGUACGUCUCUCCUGGAAGUGACCUUGCAAUUUCCUUUAAAAAAAAAAAGAAAAGAAAAACAAAACACAACACGAGCCUUGAAUGUCUGCAUCACAUGCCCUUCCUUAAAAAGGUACAAAAGCUGUGAACUCUGCAAAAACUCGGCGUACAACCUUAUAAAGAAGUGUGAUGUACAUGAUGUAUUAUCUGACAAAGGGGUGCCACCUUUUUGUCUCUGAUUGUUCGCUUUUAUUUUAGAGCACGUGGCCGUGCUGGUCUUGGUGUCGGACCAACAACUGCGCUCUCUCCCCAAAUGUAGGCCUAUGCAUGUUGUGUUUUUAUAUUCACUUAAUCAGCAUUUUGGGUGUAUAUAUUUCGUCAUUAUAAAGCUUACAAUCUUAUAGGGGGAAAAAAAACUAAUUUCUUUUAAAAAGCACAAAAGAAUUUUAUUCAGUUGUAGAUAAUCGAGCAUCUUUGGGUUUUAUGAUCUAUGCAGCUUUUCCCUAUACUACAUAUAGUUUACAAACAGGGAUCUUUUCUUUAAUUAGUGUGUAAAGCUGGUUUAUCGUGUAAAUAUAUGUAAAUUCAGCAUUCUAGCCCUUCCUGUUUAGCACAAGUUCGUUUAUUUCUUGAUGUAUAUACUCUCAUGAAUCUCUCGGUGCAAAAAUCUUGUAUAUUAAAGAAGCGGGAAGAAAUGUUUUACUGCGACGGACUGCGAAGUGCCUAGAGAUACGAUUUAAAAUGUAUUGUUUAUGUACCAACCUCUGCAGCAACCUCAUUUCCCCUCUCGUCUGUUCCAACCAUUCAACAUCACCUGAUCACCGACUUGAUUCAUAAUUCUUUUUAUUAUUAUUUUUUUUUAUGCUUAAAUGAUUCCUAUGUAACUGUGUGGCUUAACAAACAAAAGACAUUCCUACUGAAACUGAGAGCUUGGAGAGUUUGGCAUUUGGCUCUUUGGAAGCAAAAUCUGAAGAAAUGACUGCUGGCCCAAGACUUUUUUCCUUUGUACCGUGUUCUCACCCAUACGUCUAACCAGGAGUGCUUCAUUCAGUUAAAAAUUUUUUAAAUCAAAAAGUUGUUUAUGUGCCUUUGUGUUAAAUGUUUAUUGGUUUAACUGCCUCAUCUAGUAACUAUUUACUUCCAUACAACUGGCUAUGUUUACAUGCAGAGAUUUACACUAGUCCCAUCAGCCUUUUGUUUUUAUUCCUGUUUGCAUUCAUUGUGAUAGAGCGGUCUUUAAUGGAUUAUGCUCCAGAUUAUGAGGCUGCACGUACACAUAGCUAAUGCCUUUGUAUGAUUUUUGGAAAACCCAAAGAUUUACAGAGAUCUUUCUUAAAACAGAUUAUACCAGUGAUCUUAACUUUAUCACCUUAAGGAAUGAAUUUAUUAGAAAUAGACUGUCUAAAGAGGAACUUUUUUUUGUUUUUAACUCAUGAAUUAAGCUUGUAUUAGAUGCUCUAUUAUAACCCGCAGGAACUUUUCCGAUAAUGCUGACUAUUGCAUCACAGCCAGCUCAGACAGAGUUGCUUUAGGUGAUUCGCACGUGUUGAUUGUGAUUCCCUUCUGCUCAUUCCAUUGUUGUUAGGUUUGGUUGGAAGAAUCUAACGGGUCUAAUACCACUGGUUUCUUCACGCACAACACCAGAAGGAUUUAAAGUGCCAUUUUAAAGUACUGAAGAUACCAAGCGAUAGACAAAAAUAACAUGCAAUAAGUGUUUUGUUUUGU